UCAGUGUUUAUAAAUUUUAUAAAUUUAUUUAAUUAUUUUUUAAAAUUUAAACACAAUGUUUUUUUGGGAAUAAAAAAAAAAAAAAAUAAUCGAAAUUUUAAAAUUCGAAAAACAACAAGUUAACAGUUUUAAUUAUUUAUUUAUUUUUUCGAAUAAUUAAUAAUGUCGUCGACUGAUAAUGUCAAGAUAUCAGAUUCUGGCUAUACACGUGAAAAUGGUCAAUCACAAGAAAGCAGUGGAAAUUCACUGUCAAAGACUGAUAAUAAAAAUCAAUCUGAAAGUAGUGGUUAUUGUGGGGGUCAACCAUCGGCACUUGGUUCCAGUCAUGAUGCUGGACAACAACUAAACAAUGAGGAAAUUAAUGAUUCCAAGAUAAAUCAAUUGAAGAGUAAUUUGAUGGAAAAUAGUGAAGUGGAUCAUACAAAAAAACAAUCAGAAACGAAAGAAUUGAUGGAUGUCAGAGAUCAAAAUGGUCAUUCAACUGUAUUAGAACAUAAACGUGUAUCAAAAUCAAAUUUAUCUGCUAAUGGUUUCUAUACAAUUAUUUCAUUGAGUGAUGGAAUAGUUUUACAUUCAACAGUAUCAUCAGAAAAAUCAUUGGGUUAUUUAGAAGAUUCAUGGAUUGGAAAAUCAUUUAUUGACUAUGUUGAUCCACAAGAUCGAACUUAUUUUGCUGAAAAAGUUAUCAACAAUAUUACCGUACCAUUUGAUGAACUCGAAAAAGAUUUAAAUGGACAAACAAUAAACUUCUACUGCAGACUUCGAACAAAUAAAAAUUUAAUUGACAUUAAAAAUAUUGAUGGAUCAAAUGACAUAAAAGAUAUUAAUAAAAAUAAAAUAUCAAUAUAUAUACCAUUUUAUUUUAAUGUUGGUUUUAAAUAUUUUGGUGAAAGUCAGAGUAAUAAUAAUCCACUUAUGAUGUUUGUAACAAUUGUUGCAUGGCCAGUAUUAUCAUUUUACAAAGCACCUGAAGAAACAAUAAUGUCAACAGUAUUUUCAACUCGUCAUACAGCAUCAUGCCAUUUAUCAUAUAUUGAUGAUGAUGCUGUACAAUAUUUUGGAUAUUUACCACAAGAUAUAAUUGGACGUUCAUUAUUUGAUUUUUAUCAUCCAGAUGAUUUAUUAUUUAUCAAAGAAGUAUAUGAAACUGUUGUUAGAUUACAAGUUGGUACAUCAUUCAGAUCGAAACCAUACAGAUUUCUAUCACAAAAUGGUGAUUAUGUUAUGAUUGAAACAAAAUGGUCGUCAUUUAUAAAUCCAUGGACUGAUAAAAUUGAAUUUAUAACUGGACAUCAUCGUGUAUUACGUGGACCAAUUAAUCAAAAUGUAUUUGAUUUAUCAACAAGUGAUCAUCAUUAUAGUCCUCUUGUUAAUAUUGGUGAUGAAAUAUGCAAACAAUUACAAAGUAUUGAAAAUGAUAUACAAACUCUACUAAAUAAGAGAGUUGAAAAAAUAAAGAUGAUUGAAAACAAGAAAAGUUAUCAUCUUGCUAAAUUGAUGGAUACUAUUGGACAAGAAAUUCAACGUUCGUGUAUUUCACCAAAUAAUGAAGACAAGAAUUUUUUGGUACAGAAAAAUGCUUCGUAUCAGGAAAAUAACAGUGUGGUACAUCGUAAUUACUGUGACAGUAAAAUAUCAGAUAGAACACCAAGUUAUGAUCAGCUUAAUUACAAUGAAAAAAUUAAAAAAUUUUUCAGCGAUGAUUUACAAAUUUUUAAAGAUUUUAGAACUAGUUUGGAUACUGUUAAUUCAAAUGGACCAAAUUUUGAUAAUAAAACAAGUCCAUCUUAUCAUAAUUCAUCAAAAAAUAAUAACAGCAGUGGUAGUGGUGAAAAAUUAAGCAAUGGAUCAAAUGAUAAUAGAAAUUUUAAUUCAUCAUCACAAAAUAAUUUCAAGUUACCAGUAUUAACUGAAGCAUUAUUACAUAAACAUAAUCAAGAGAUGGAAAAACAAUUGAUCCAACAGUACACAGAAAAAUGUUCAACAAUUAAAAAUGAAAAAUUUAAUAAAGUUAAUAAUGAAGUUAAUGAAAUUAAUGAUACUGAUGAUAAAUCAACUCGUCAAAAAAAUUUAAAAAAUCAAAAAAAUGGUAAAAAACGUCAUCAUUCAAGCAGCAUAAAUAAAUCACUCAUUAAAGUUUCUAAGAAAAAUGAUGAAUCGAAAACUGUUGAAAAUAAAAAUGAUGAUACAGUUGAAUUAAAUAAAUCAAAUAAAAAUAUAAAAUUUAAUAUCAGUGAAAAUUACACUACCAAAAAUAAGCCACUGAAAGAAACCGAAUGUUCUGGUGAUCCCAGCAGUUUACCAAUUUCUAAAAAAUUACGAAAAACAAGCGUACAAGAAAAUAAUAUGAUGUUGAUUACACCAGAGCAGAAAAUUAAUAGUCAACUUCCAUCAACAAGUAAAAUAAAUCAACUGAAUUUAAAUGUUACAGUUUCAUAUUCUGAAUUGGAAGAAAAAAUAAUUUAUCCACAAGUUAUUGAAACAUUAAAAAAUACACCAUCAAUUGUCAUCAACAUGCCAAUAAAUAAUAUACAAGCUGAAAGUCAAGCAACAAGUAUAGAAGUACAACCAAGUAGUGCAGCAUUAUCUGAAUCAUCCAAAAAAAUUUCUUCAAUUGGUAAACAUGUUAAAACAAGUGAAAUUGCUGAAGAAUCAGCAAUAAAUACCAUGGAUCUAAGUAUGCAUGAUUCAACUGAUUCAAGUUUUUAUGGAAGUUUUCUAUCUUCAAGUAGUUCAAAUAGCAGCAAAGAAAGGAACAAAGAAAUAUUAAAAAAACGUCUUGAUGAUAUGAAAAAUAAAAGUCAACGUCAUUUUUCAAUGAUAAAUGAUAUGAAAGCUAAUUUUAAAAAACAACAAAAAAAAAUUCGCAAUGAUUUAUCAAAAGAAAAAAAAAAACGUAAUGAUUUAUUGAAAAAAAAAAAAUGUCUUGUUGCUAAAAAUAAAAUUAAAAAUACACAAGAAAAAUUAAUUAAAAUGACACCAUCAUGGUUGGAGGGUGUUAAAGUAACACCUGAUCUUACAUAUCGUUAUCAACUUGUUCCAAAAUCACUUGAUGAUAUUCUUCAAGCUGAUAUGAUUACAUUAAACAACACAAAUCAGCCACAACUUGUUAAUGAACAAUUUAGACAACUUUGUAUUGAUUUCGAAAUUAAUCAAUUGAGUAAUCUUUUUAUCAACAACAGUGGUGGAUCAAAUAAUUCAUCUAAUCAACAAUAAAAUGAUGUUAUUAAUAAUCAGGAUUAUUAUCAUCACAAGCUAUUAAUUAAUCGUAAAAAAAAAAAUUUUUUAUUAUUUAAAAAAUCAAUUGAAUCAUUAAUAUUAUUUUUUAUAAUUUAAUUGAAGCAAUAUACCUUUUUUUUUUUUUAUACAUAAACUUUCAAUAGAUUUUUUGUUUUGCGUAAUUUUUUGCGUGCAUUUAUCAUGCUUUUUUUAUUGCAAAUAAUAUUUAUUUAAUUAUAAUAAUUAUUUAUUUUUAAUUAAAUAAUAAUUGUUAUUAUAUGUAAUGGACAAAAAAAAAAAGAAAAGAAAAUUAAUUGAUGUCAUUAUAAGAUGUAUUAUUUAUUUAAAUGUACAAGAAACUAUAGACUUUUAUGUCUAACAAAAAAAAAUGAUUGAUUGUUAGACGAUAGUGAAUAUUAUAUUUAGAUCAUUAGUCAGUGUGAUCGUCAAUGAUAAGUUUAACACUAAUUUUUUUGUAAUCAAUUAUUUUAAAAUCUCGGUAAUUUUGAUUGAUAAAUUCAGCCAAGUUAAUGAUGAAAGUUUGUUUGUUUGUUGAAAGUUGAAAAGAAAAAAAAAAUCAUAUUAUUCAUCAACUGUACUUUGAGAUGAUAAAGUAAUUGAUGAUUAUUAUUAUUUCUUUUUUUAAAUUAAUAUUAAGAAUAUUUGUGUGAUGAUUUAAGUUAAAUGUUCACUGUGCCUCGUGUCUUUACCGAAGAUAUUUAAAAAACACACACCAUUUAAAUGCCAAAGAAAUAGAUAAUUAUAAAUAGUAAUAUUCAGAGAAACAAUCGAUAGACAGUCAAUUAAAAAUCACACAAAAAUUAUAUGAAUUAGUAUAAAUAAGUACUUGUUUAAUUUUAAUAAGCUUGGAUAUAUUUUUACAAAUUUAUAUUAGUAUUUAUAAAUUUAUUCGAUGACGAAAAAUGGUAUUGUUGUGUGCCUCAUGUCAUUACCAGAGAUAUUACAAAAACCAAAAUAUCAAUACAGUGAAGAAAAAUAUAUUUAAAUAACAAUAAAAAUAGUUAUCAGAAAUUAUUCAUUUGAUAAACAAUCAAUUGAAAAUAAAAAAACAAAUAGUUUU
Aphidius gifuensis is the source of this 4300-nucleotide messenger RNA. It is a transcript of the gene per, whose product is annotated as period circadian protein. Bases 163 to 3216 code for a protein of 1017 amino acids. NCBI's taxonomy places the organism in Eukaryota, Metazoa, Arthropoda, Insecta, Hymenoptera, Braconidae. Gene Ontology annotation, biological process: circadian regulation of gene expression; entrainment of circadian clock by photoperiod; negative regulation of transcription by RNA polymerase II. The record is from RefSeq and is a predicted model, not a curated record. Gene Ontology annotation, cellular component: cytoplasm; nucleus. Gene Ontology annotation, molecular function: transcription corepressor binding; transcription cis-regulatory region binding. The transcript is spliced from 16 exons.